UGGACGCUCAGCUGAACGGGAGACGGGUACGAAUUUAGCGGUUCUUCUCGUCUCAUUCAAGCAGUAGUCGGGCACCACUGACGCAUUUACGCUUUGCCCGGUAUCUUCUGGAGGUGAACAAUAUCAUACACAUAAACAAUAAUGAGGGAAAUAGUUCAUAUACAGGCGGGGCAAUGCGGCAACCAAAUCGGCACCAAGUUCUGGGAAGUUAUCAGCGACGAGCACGGGAUUGAUCCCGCAGGAAACUAUGUCGGUGACUCAGCCCUUCAACUCGAGAGAAUUAACGUGUAUUACAACGAGGCAUCCUCUCACAAGUAUGUCCCUCGGGCGGUUCUGGUGGACCUGGAGCCUGGCACCAUGGAUAGCGUCCGCUCUGGACCCUUCGGCCAACUCUUCAGACCUGACAACUUUAUCUUUGGGCAGACAGGUGCAGGGAACAACUGGGCCAAAGGCCACUACACGGAGGGAGCAGAGCUGGUGGACUCGGUGCUUGACGUGGUAAGGAAAGAGUGUGAGCACUGUGACUGUCUGCAGGGCUUCCAGCUCACCCACUCCCUGGGCGGGGGCACCGGCUCAGGCAUGGGCACCCUGCUCAUCAGCAAGAUCCGCGAGGAGUACCCCGACCGCAUCAUGAACACGUUCAGCGUCAUGCCCUCCCCGAAGGUGUCUGACACUGUGGUGGAGCCCUACAACGCCACGCUCUCCGUGCACCAGCUGGUGGAGAACACAGACGAGACCUACUGCAUCGACAACGAGGCGCUCUACGACAUCUGCUUCCGCACGCUCAAGCUGACCACGCCCACCUACGGGGACCUCAACCACCUGGUGUCGGCCACUAUGAGCGGGGUGACCACCUCGCUGCGCUUCCCCGGCCAGCUCAACGCCGACCUGCGCAAGCUGGCCGUCAACAUGGUGCCCUUCCCCCGCCUGCACUUCUUCAUGCCGGGUUUCGCCCCCCUCACCGCCCGCGGGAGCCAGCAGUACCGUGCGCUCACGGUGCCGGAGCUCACCCAGCAGAUGUUCGACGCCAAGAACAUGAUGGCCGCCUGCGACCCGCGCCACGGCCGCUACCUGACAGUAGCCACCGUUUUCCGAGGGCCCAUGUCUAUGAAGGAGGUGGACGAGCAGAUGCUGGCCAUUCAGAACAAGAACAGCAGCUACUUCGUGGAGUGGAUCCCCAACAACGUGAAGGUGGCCGUGUGCGACAUCCCUCCCCGCGGCCUCAAGAUGGCCUCCACCUUCAUCGGGAACAGCACGGCCAUCCAGGAGCUGUUCAAGCGCAUCUCAGAGCAGUUCUCUGCCAUGUUCCGUCGCAAGGCCUUCCUCCACUGGUUCACCGGGGAGGGCAUGGACGAGAUGGAGUUCACCGAGGCCGAGAGCAACAUGAACGACCUAGUGUCGGAAUACCAGCAGUACCAGGAGGCCACUGCCAAUGAUGGAGAAGAGACAUUCGAGGAUGACGAGGAGGAAGUCAAUGAGUGAAGCAAACAUAGUCCUAGGUUUUCUGUUCUUAAAGUGCAUUUUUUCU
Megalops cyprinoides (Indo-Pacific tarpon) is the source of this 1528-nucleotide messenger RNA. RefSeq names its product tubulin, beta 6 class V (gene tubb6). The transcript is spliced from 4 exons. Bases 142 to 1482 code for a protein of 446 amino acids. The record is from RefSeq and is a predicted model, not a curated record. NCBI's taxonomy places the organism in Eukaryota, Metazoa, Chordata, Actinopteri, Elopiformes, Megalopidae. Gene Ontology annotation, biological process: microtubule cytoskeleton organization; mitotic cell cycle. Gene Ontology annotation, molecular function: structural constituent of cytoskeleton; GTP binding; GTPase activity. Gene Ontology annotation, cellular component: cytoplasm; microtubule.